UGCAGCUUCCAUCUCCGUCUCGAGUCGUGGGCAGUGAGAAACUGGGAAAGAGCGCGGGGAGAGUACGAGAUCAUUCGCGAUCUCGACGUGUAGUCGCGUCGUGGUUCAUCGUGGCGGAAUCGGGAGAAUUUAAAGAGCGUCCGCGUGUUCAGUCAAUAGCGGGUAAAUCGUUCGGAUCGAAUGAAACGUGGAGGCUUGUCGAACGACCUGGUCGUACCUGCCGCCCGCCCGUUCGCUCCUUUAUGCAUAUAUACCGUUUCGAAAAUAGCUAGCGCGUAUCGUUCUCUCUUCGAAUCGUAAUGGAGAGGAGCAAUUUAGAAGAUGGUCUGGAGUGUCCCUUCGAGGAGGACGACCUCGGGGGAGAGGAAGAGUACGAUGCUUUGAACGACGAGACCUUCGGCUCUGAAGCCACUAUCGGGGAUUGGGAGAAAGACCAUGAAAAACUUGCGGAAAUCACGGAAUCCAGUCGUCCUCACAAUCAGAAUAACUUGAGUAAAAAAAAUGGAGUUAAUGCGAAUAUUGAAGAUAAUUUAUCUCAUUUGGUGUUAGAUGAGAAAGAGGGUAUUGUCCCACGUCCUGGGGUAUGGGACAGUCCCAACUUUUCCUCUCCCAAACCUAUUCCCUCGUUACCCUUGCCACCGGGGUUAACGUCCAACGUCUGCACCGUCGAGGAAUUGGAGAAAGGUUUGACCGCGAACAGACAGCCGGUAGGAUUGAACAAACCUAUUCAAGGUCAACAUCCACAUCAGCAGCAGCAACAGAAGCAAGAUGGAACGCACCUGUUCAAGUCUUUAUCCCUUCCUCAACGCUUCCCCCCAGGACUGGGUAUACCACCCCCGCAUCCUGUUGUUUUACCACCAAACGUGAGAUUCCCACAUCCUCAAUUUCUACAGCAUCCUAGAUUACUGCCCAAUCAAACUGGAAAUCUAUUGAGAUAUCCUGUACCGCCUCACUUAAUGUUGCCACACGGGCCACAGAGACAGCCCAUGCAUGGCUCGUUUCCGAAUAAUUUUCCACCUCCACACUCGAAUUUGUGCCUCCCUCCAUUUCUGCGAACGGACCACGGCAUGAUAUCUCCUUUUCCCGGAAAUCAGUCUAGUCACCAUCAGCAACAUUCUUACGCUCAUUCUGGAAAUCAACGACACCUGAAUAGGCCGUUCCCUCACGGAGAACAGCAGCAAGGGAAUCAUCAACUAUAUUUCAAAAAUAAUCAGCAUCAGCAGCGUAACUACGACCGGAAUAAUCAACGGCAAUAUCAUUACCAUCAUUACUGUCAAGGUGUAAACGGUGUGACUGGUUCGGGAGAGUACGACGAGUACGCCGGUCUGAUGAGCAGCCGGGAGAAACAGUGGUUAAUUAAUAUACAAUUACUGCAACUAAACACGACCGAACCUUACGUCGACGACUACUACUACACCGUGUUCUGCGAUAGAAAGAACAAACAGACUUUAAAUCAAGAACAAAAAGAUAAGAAACGCAAUAAUAACAAUAACAAUUAUCAGAGAGAUUCGAGAGAUCGAGAUCAACCGCUUCCUGUGCUUUCGAGACCUGCAUACAUACCGAUGCAGUUUGAGAACUCCCUGGGGAAGUUACAAUUCGCAAGCGUAAUCGCACCGCGUAAGGUGAUCGAUAUGGACGUUGUGCCGAAUGGCGAUCCCCAACUAGCCUCGCAAAUACAGCAAAAGGACACGAAACGAACGAGGCAAUUGUUGCUUGAAAUCGAAAGGUUAUAUAUAAUUCAAUUGAAACUCGAAGAUCUACACAAUCCUUUAGUUCUACUUAAUGAACAACAACAACGGGAAAAUCAGGAAGGGGAGAAGGAAACGAAUAACGAGAAGAAGACUAAGCCAGAGUUAAUAAGUAUGAUGUUAUCCUCUCUCCUUCAAUUGAUACAAGACGAUAAACUAGCGAGUAUGCUGGGUAUCCGAAAAGGAAAAAUGCUGUUAUUGAGAUUUCUGCCGUACUUGAACGUAACGGAAUAUUGUAACCAGUUAGAGGAAUUAUGGAAGGCGAUAUUCCGAGGAUUAACUGUAAUAGGCCGUAGAGAUUCGCACCUGUUAACAAGCCUGUAUUCGGAGUUUCAACGAUGGUUCGGUAACAUACAAGAGUUCGAUACGAUACUUCGACUAGCUCGAUCACUGUCCGAUUUCACUAGUCAACCAAUCAAGAAUAACAAUUUAGCUUUCGCCCUUUCAAACAAGUUCGGUGUGUCUGUAAUCGCCUCGAUGUUCGAACAAGCAGAGAAAAUAUAUCCGACGGACGAUGCUCUGUCUGCGGAAUGGUCAUCGUUCAUUGCGAAUAUUAUCGAUAUAAUCGGCGAAACUCCACCCUGUAUCGCGCCCUGUCAACCGAUCGCUGCGGACACGCUUAAUCAGCAUUUAAACCGACUAUCUCACUUAAAGUGCGGGAGGUACACGACUUUGGAACUUUUAUUAACCGAUAUCAACUCUUCCCGAUAAUCAAACGUUAUUAUAUAUUAUUUUCUUGGCAUUUCGAUUGAAGCCUGCUUUUUAUUCAAUCAUCGAGUCAGAAAUUACGCUAACGGAGAGUCGCAGAUAUUUUAAUACUGUUACAACGUUAAGAUUUAAUACUUCUUGCAUACAACUAUAUAUGUAUAUAUAUAUGUAUUGAUGCAGUUGAUCAUUUUACGUGACACAGGGAACUUAUAUCAUUUUUCUGUUUAUUCUCAACUGAACGGCGCUCGAUCUAUUAUGUUACGCCACAGCGUCGAUUUGGUAUAUCGUAAAACGUUUAUGAACAUUCACACAGUUUUCGUUCUCCUUUUCCCUAUUAUAAGUUCACCACGUUGAGUCCAUAUAACUAAUACGUUCAUUGAAUGAACUACGAUCGGAAUUUGUGGUUCUUCUCUUUUAUCCUUUUUGUAGAAUACGUUCUUGAGCAACUUUCUAAGUUCAUUGACUAAUUGUAACAUAGCGUUUUAUAUUCGAAAUAACAUUUUGUUUUCGAGAAAAGAGAGGGACCUUCAAAUGGAAACACGACGUUUGUGAAGCCGGCGCAAAAAGUCAAAUUAUGUUGAAGAAAAUAUAAAUGGUAAAUCUCGUAUAAGAUUUUCAAUGGAAUUACGUGUUAUUAUAAAAUCAGAUCUAUCGUUAAAGAAGAUUAAUUGCAUACGAUGAUGAUGCGUUUAGUAAAAUAUAAUGUAGCAUUGUUCGUGCAUGCACCGAGUUUAAGAAGAUCGACGAAGGGGCGUUAAAAUCGAGUACCCUAUAAGUUUCUGUACCAAGAGGACAGGAAUGUAUUCGCAUUGCAACGUUUUUAUAACGAACGAUGAUUAACGAUUAGCGUGUCGAGACCUUGGAUCAAUUUAAUUGUAAUUGUAAUAUGAACGGAUGGACGGAAAUCCGGGGACUUGGUGCGUAUUUUAAAAAGUAGAAUCAUUACUAGAUAAAAAAAAUGAAAUGUUACGUACCUACUUUGUGAUCAUGUUAAAUAGGAAGCGGUCGUGAGAGAAAUUGUUGCGAGCAAUUAGCGAAAGUGCAGUAAACGAUAUUUUAAAAGAAAUGGAAGAAAAUAUACGACGACAUGGCCUUUGGUACACAGUAAAAACGGUUAAUUUUAAUCGCAGUAAACAUUUAUAAAUUCUUAUGUAUGUACAUUCAGCUUGUACAUAGAGCGGCUCUGAUGAAUGAAUGACUUCGUACACAUAUGUAUUUUGUAAUUGGGAUACGAGUGAACAUUUUUCACUUCCACGACAUAACACUACGUCAUUUUUGCAGAAAAAAAGGAUCAUUAAAAUGAUACAAAAAAUAUGGAUCGCAUUAUUUUCUAACGUCUACACCGGCUGACGAGUAUCGACGAGUCGGCAGGGCGAGUUGAAAUUUGUAAAUUGCAAUUAUUUAGUGUAAGUAAUUAUACGUACGAGAUGAAUGUGUAAUGUAAAAUUGCAGCCCGCGAUCCACCACUAACACUAAUAACGUAAGAGACUUAAUGCAGACAUGCUGCGGUAUGCUUUCUUCUUCCUUUCGUAAAGUUGUUAUCUAAUUAUCUAAUUACGUUACCCAUGAUGAUUUGUCACAUUUGGUUCAAUUACAUUUUCAAUAAUGAUUUCGAUAAGUGUUAUCUUUACAUUCGUGAUCGAUGAUGCACGAAACGAAUGUAACGAUAAACACGAUCGUCGUUUACGUUGCGAGGCUAAUUGAUAUUUCUCACGUAAAAGAAAAACACAUACAAUUUAUCAUAUGUAAUUCAUCAAGGAUCGAAUAAUAACUGAUUGUGAGCACCCUUCGAUUCCUUACUCUCAGAUAAAACAUGUUUGUUGAGACUGUACAAAUUUUUUAAUCUUUGAAAGUAAACUGUAUCAUAAAGUUUAAA
This is a messenger RNA of Ceratina calcarata, 4332 nucleotides long. RefSeq names its product Protein associated with topo II related - 1 (gene Patr-1). NCBI's taxonomy places the organism in Eukaryota, Metazoa, Arthropoda, Insecta, Hymenoptera, Apidae. The coding region runs from base 300 to 2459 and encodes 719 amino acids. Gene Ontology annotation, molecular function: RNA binding. Gene Ontology annotation, biological process: P-body assembly; deadenylation-dependent decapping of nuclear-transcribed mRNA. The record is from RefSeq and is a predicted model, not a curated record. The transcript has 9 exons. Gene Ontology annotation, cellular component: P-body.